AUGGCUUCAGCUACUGCGCAGCGUCGUCUUCUUCAGGAAUAUCGCGCCCUUACAAAUAAUCCACCAGACGGUAUUACCGCAGGUCCGGUGACAGAGGAUGACUUACUUUGCUGGGAGGCCUUAAUAGAAGGACCAGAGGGUACACCAUUCGAAGGGGGAGUGUUCGCUGCCGAGUUGCAGUUUCCCAAAGACUAUCCACUUUCUCCGCCGAGUAUGAGGUUUCUUGGGGAAGUUUGGCACCCCAAUGUCUACCCCAGCGGUCUUGUCUGUAUAUCUAUUCUUCAUCCGGCCGGAGACGAUCCGAACCACUAUGAACAUGCAUCGGAGCGAUGGUCACCUAUACAAAGUGUCGAGAAAAUCUUAAUAAGUGUGAUGAGUAUGUUAGCAGAACCAAAUGAUGAGAGUCCGGCAAACGUGGAAGCUGCAAAGCAAUGGAGAGAAAAUAGGGCGGAAUAUGAACAGAAGGUCCGCGACGGUUGUAGGAGAAUGCUAGGAUUGUAA
Botrytis byssoidea is the source of this 501-nucleotide messenger RNA. RefSeq lists its product as uncharacterized. Gene Ontology annotation, cellular component: cytosol; endoplasmic reticulum. The transcript has 2 exons. Lineage: Eukaryota; Fungi; Ascomycota; Leotiomycetes; Helotiales; Sclerotiniaceae. The record is from RefSeq and is a predicted model, not a curated record. The coding region runs from base 1 to 501 and encodes 166 amino acids.